AUGCCACUCAAAUUCCCACUUCUACGGCUUCCUAACGAACUCAUUCUCAUAAUAAGCCAACACCUAAACGCCAACGACCUGAAUUCCCUUUUCAAAACGAACCAUCGUCUAGCAGAAAUACUGUCCCUUCAGCUCGAAAAUCUCCGGGACAAUCUCCUCAAUCUAAUAGCAAAACAGGAUGGCAAAACCGGACUCUGCUCCGCAGUAGAGCGCAAAAACGAAGCACUCGUCAGGCUCGUAUUGAAGAAAUUGGCCGUCGAUAUCAAUGAGACGAUUGAUAUCCGUGGCCGCACAACACUCCACUGGGCCGCAGGGAAUGGGCAUUCGGAGCUUGUAGAGCUGCUUCUUGAGCGGGGGGCCGAUAUCGCUGCUCAGACGAUCAAUGGAUCUACGCCGCUCCACAAGGCGGUUUCUGACGAUGGAAUUGUCAGAAUUCUCUUAAAUAGGGGAGCUGAUAUCGCUGCUCGGAGUGGGUGGGGGUCGACACCACUCAAUGCGGCGGCUCAGAGUGGGAACGAGCAGACAGUAAAACUGUUAUUGGAGUUUGGGUCAGAUGUGAAUACUGAGACUUUGGUUGGGGAAACACCGCUUCAUACGGCGGCGUUUCAUGGGUAUGAAUCGGUAGUAACAAUAUUGCUGGAAUAUGGCGCCGAUAUUCAUGCUAGGACGCGGGUGGGCUAUACACCGCUUCACCAGGCUAUCCGUGGACAUAACCCGCGCGAAUCUCUGGUGAAGACACUUCUUGAAAAGGGCGUUGACGUUAACGCCCAAGCGUACAACGAGGAGACCGCCCUCCACUUCGCAGCAGGUGGCAAGCACGCCGCAAUAGUCAAGGUACUCCUUGAUGCCGGUGCCAAUAUAACAGCUAUAGACUCACCCGGAAAUACUCCACUUCAUUGGGCAGCCAGGCAAGGUGACAUUGAGAUUCUGAGUGUGUUGCUGGAAAGGUCUAUCGACAUAAACACUCCCACGAUACCCCCGCGCAGAGUGGGACAAAAACCUCAAGAAGCAACAUACCAAACAGUACUUCACCUUACGGCUAUGAAAGCAGCUCCUUUCCAUGAUGAACAAUGGAUAACUUUCCUCCUUGACCGAGGCGCCGACAUCACCGCUGUAGACAGUUACGGAAUGACGGCACUCCAUUACGCGUCACAAACGGGGAACAAGAUUAUGGUCACCUUACUUCUAGAGAGGGGAGCGAGCGUUUUGGCCCGGUCCAAUGAUAAUCGUACGGCGCUCCAUGUCGCAGCAAUGGGAGGUCAUACCGAAAUCGCGAGACUGUUGCUGGAUUAUGAUGCGGACAUUGACGCUGUGGAAUCAAAGAAGAGGAGGACACCUCUGGCACUGGCCGUGAAGGGUGGUCACGAGGGGACAGUGAGGUUGUUGCUAGAGAGAGGUGCCGAUACGGGGCAUUGUGAUGUUCGGGGGGACACGGUGUUGGGUGAUGCGGCAACAUUGAAAUUUGAGAACAUUGUCAGGAUAUUGCUGGAAUGGCGCGAUGUCUCGCAAUACUGA
Messenger RNA from Morchella importuna, 1515 nucleotides. RefSeq lists its product as uncharacterized. The transcript has 2 exons. The record is from RefSeq and is a predicted model, not a curated record. Bases 1 to 1515 code for a protein of 504 amino acids. NCBI's taxonomy places the organism in Eukaryota, Fungi, Ascomycota, Pezizomycetes, Pezizales, Morchellaceae. Gene Ontology annotation, molecular function: protein binding.